AUGCUGCAAGAUGUGAAUACCUCUAGACAGGGUGCUAGACCUCGGGAGGUUCCACAAGAGAAAGAGACGCACAAACACCUCAAACGCCCGAUUACACCACUUUUCUCCCUGUCCAAUGUCGUCACUUUUGAAGGGCUGGUCGACCAGGUGCUUUUAUGUCUAUCGGAGCAGCUUGACCAGCGCUUUGUGGCCACUGGCGAGACAUUUGACUUUGGUGAAUGGCUACAAUACUUUGCAUUUGAUGUGAUGGGAACAAUGUCCUUUUCUCGAAGAUACGGCUUUCUUGAGAAAGGUCACGAUGUCGGAGGCAUGCUGGAUGCUAUCUUUGCCUUCAUGGAGACUGCAGCGCCGAUCUACAAAAAUCAAGUGGUCCACAGACUCCGAAAAACUCCUGGAAUGGCCAUUUUGGGCGUUGUCACCAAAGCCAUUCGCGAUCGAUUAAGCGAGACAGUGGAUGCCAAAAACAGCAGGAAUGUCAACCCUGAGAAGAAGGACUUUUUGGCCCACUUUCUCGAAAUCCAGAAAGUCCAUCCUGAUCUACAGCCAUGGGCUUCAACUGCUUGGACCUUUUCAAAUGUCAUCGCUGGCUCGGAUUCGGUCGGUACAUUGAUAGGUACUGUUAUGUGGCAAUCAUCUGAGCCUGGAUGUUGUGCGCUCCAGGACGAAAACUUUGGGGAGAGGCUGAUUAUUCUACGGUUUACAGACAACAUCCUGCAAUAUCCAGAGCAAUUAGAGAAGCUAGGAGAAGAGCUUAAAGCUGCGAACAUUUCGUUUCCUUAUCCAAAAUGGGAGGAGGUCCGCGAUCUUCCCUACCUCGAUGCCUGUGUUCAAGAGGGAGCACGUAUACACCCUCCAUUUGCACUACCACUUGAGCGUAUUGUUCCCGCAGGAGGUGUCAUCGUACUGGGCACCUCUUUACCCGAAGGUACCCUAGUUGGUGGCAAUCCCAACGUGGUAAACCGAAACGAGCCAAUAUUUGGCCCUCGGCCUGAAGAGUGGAACCCAGAGAGGUGGCUCUGUGGUGGCGAAGGUCAUAAAAAGAAGCUCGAACAAAGCAUGUUGACUUUUGGUGCUGGGAGACGAGUGUGCCUUGGGAAGUACAUCGGUAUUUUUGAAGUGAAAAAGCUCAUCCCUUUUUUAAUUCUUAACUAUGAUAUUGAUAUCUUCGACCCGAAGGCGCUUACAGUGGAAAAUGGGUUCUUCGUGAAACAGCGAGGCUUCCUCUGCACGAUUAAGCGACGAGCCCUGUGA
Molecule: messenger RNA, 1251 nt
Organism: Penicillium malachiteum
Lineage: Eukaryota; Fungi; Ascomycota; Eurotiomycetes; Eurotiales; Aspergillaceae
Exons: 9
Coding region: 1-1251 (416 amino acids)
Molecular function (GO): oxidoreductase activity, acting on paired donors, with incorporation or reduction of molecular oxygen; iron ion binding; monooxygenase activity
Source: RefSeq, a predicted model, not a curated record